UGAGGAUUCGAAAUAGAGUAAAGAUCAAAUGGUUCGACACAUUUGAGAUAUUUAGAGAUCUUAGUGAUAUUAAAAUGCUGUGGAGGAGAAUUUUAAGAGUAACGGUCUUUGCCAGUACCUUAUGUAUGUCAGAAUCUGUUUUGUGGCCUGCUGGAUCAUAUGGAAUACCCAAACCUGUGUCUGGUUGUCCUCUGACUACUGGCUUUCAGUGGGAGAAAGGAUGGCGGGCUCACGACACAAAUGGUGUAUCCUCAAACAAUUCCAGAUCCCAUGACUUCCACCUCGAUGCAAAGGUAGAUGAAAGCAAAGUCCAAAGAUCAUUCUGUAUAAAAACAUCCACGAUUGACGACCAUAACAGACCAAAUUGGCCACAAGGACGAUAUUGUAUCUACAAAAAGGGAACCUGCCCAGCAAAUUUCAAGGAAGGCUAUGUUUACUGGGAUGAUGACGACAGUAACAAAAAUAAGAAUAAACGUAGUGGAACACUUCCUGACGGAACGUUCAACGAGAACACAAGAAUCGAGUUUUGCUGCAGAAGCGACGGGGAAAAAGAUACUCCUAUUCUCCUUCCCUCUGAUUCUCCAUUUUUCCUGCUGGCUUACAAAUCAGACAAAUGUCAGAUGGUCAAAUGGGCGAUAGCAAGAGCAGAGUGGAUUUAUUAUGAUACUCAAAACAACAACAACAUGGAUGGAAGGGGCGGCGGAUUCCCUUAUGAUGCCCGUGAACGUGAACAGCAUCAAAAGAUAUAUUACUGUUACUACACUGGAUGUAAUAGAACACUAACAACAGCCAAUGGUAGUUUCCACUCUCCGAAUUAUCCAGGAAAGUACCCGAAUGGUCAACACUGCUCGUGGACGAUCACAGUUAACACAACGCGACAGAUCGUAUUGGUUUUUACUGAAUUUAGACUGCAACACGAGAUUGGCACAGACGAACUAUACGUUUAUGAUGGAUCUGAUUCUAAAGGCGUGGUGUUAGGAGUCUUUUACGGAGGUCACCCUCCCCCAGAAAAAGGAAUAUACUCUUCAUCUAACUACAUGUUUAUAGUAUUCAAGUCAGACAAAGAUAACUCUUUCACUGGCUUUAAAGCAUCUUACUUUGGUGUCAAUAUUUCAGCGUCAACAAGAUCACCAGACAGGACGACACCAAGUGAGAUUCCUUCAUCUAGAGCAGAUGAUCCGAAUAGUAGAGGGAAGGGUGAACCUGAAGAAAGAGUAGGUGUGACUGUGGUAUAUUUGGUCGUUCCCUUGGUGCUGAUCGCCCUUUUAGCAUUCGUGCUCGUAGGAGUGGUGUUUUACCGCAAGAGGUUACAGCAUUCUGUUUAACUUACGGAUCGAUCAUCUAGAUCAUGAGCUCAACCUGACGAAGAAUAAGACGUGAUGAGGUGAAUUAUUUUAGCUGCCUCUUUCACCUAUUUCAAUCAAACUAGCGAGCAGUUUUGCAGUUGGUACAAAACUUACUUUAAAAGAUCUCCGGUUGAUAACUUAUAAAAGAUAUUACGUGCGAUCUCGAGCAUUAUUUCAAUGAUAGAUUUAGUCAGCAGUCUAUUUGGUCUAAUUAAGGGAGGGGAGAGCUUGCUACAUGAGCUCGAGAUCCUAUCACUAACCUUAACCCUGAGCCGUCCUGUUUGAUUUGGGAUUAUAGAUCAGAAUUUCAAGAUGGAAACCAAUAAUUUUACAAAAAAAGAAAGGAACCGGAAGACCAUUUAGUGUAAUGUAGAGCAGAUUUUGAAGCACAACUAAACCGCUUGAAGACGAUAGAUCAAAUAAAGUUUUAAUUCGUACACUUCAUUAGCUUGUCGUGCAGCUGGACUUAUCACCCGGCAGGCUCACAAACACAUACACCAGCAGUGGAUCUAGGAAUUUUUGAUGGG
Stylophora pistillata is the source of this 1873-nucleotide messenger RNA. RefSeq names its product bone morphogenetic protein 1. The record is from RefSeq and is a predicted model, not a curated record. Lineage: Eukaryota; Metazoa; Cnidaria; Anthozoa; Scleractinia; Pocilloporidae.